Molecule: messenger RNA, 2628 nt
Organism: Microplitis mediator
Lineage: Eukaryota; Metazoa; Arthropoda; Insecta; Hymenoptera; Braconidae
Product: Krueppel-like factor 10
Exons: 3
Coding region: 215-1357 (380 amino acids)
Biological process (GO): regulation of transcription by RNA polymerase II
Molecular function (GO): DNA-binding transcription factor activity, RNA polymerase II-specific; RNA polymerase II cis-regulatory region sequence-specific DNA binding
Source: RefSeq, a predicted model, not a curated record
UUCAUUACUCUUUCAGACUUGUACUGAGUAUCAUCUUUAGUUUUUGCAAUAUUUCCAAUAAAAUUAUUUCUUGGAUAUAUUGUUUGUCUAUUACAUAUUUUUUUUAAUUUUUGUAUAUAUUUAUUUGAAUAUAAACACUUGUGAUUUAUUGCAAGAAAUUUUGUGGUGAAAAGUGAAUUUAUAAUUUAUGAUAAUUGACUUUAAUUAAAUUAACAUGAAUUCUAAUAAUGUGCCACUGUCACCACCAGCUUCACCUCAGCUUAAAUAUACUCAUAAUGAACCACUUCAAUCGUCCUUCAGUGUCGCGGCAUUGCUCGGUGAAAAAUUAUUACAAAACGAUUCGCUAAAUCGUGGUAAUAAAAAACACGAUGAUGCCCAUCCCAACCUUCCACCCACGCCCCAACCGUCAGAUACAGAGGAAGACGAGCAGCCCCCACGCAAACGCAGCAAAUGCACUGAUCAGCGAUGUGGAGAAUUAGCAAAGUUAUUAUUGGAUGGAACGCCUCCGCCGAGUCCAGAGCCAGCUCGUGCUUCGGUAAUAAUGCGCGCAAAUCGGGACGGUACCUACAGUCCAGCAAAUUUAGCGGGUUUACAAAAAAUAACUUGUGAUGUAUCACCAGCAGCUGUGUGUUCAAAAGCCCCAAGGCCAGUAGUCUUAGAAAAACCAGUCGUCGAGACAGAAAACAUUCUCAAGACUCUCAAGUUCAAGAUGAGCCUCCGUAAAGAAGAGAUUAUAGUUAACAGCAAGAAUACAGACCGUGAGAGCCAAUGCCAGAAGUUACAACCUCUUGCUCCAAAGCCACCCUCUAUUACAAUGGUCGCUGGUAUCUUAGGAACACCCUUAGUUUUACCAACAUCAACAACUCCACUUCUCUUUGUUACAUCGCCGACAAUAACAACAACUAACUCUUCAACCCCCGGUAGUCUAGACUCUGGAGCACGUAGACGAGUUUAUGAAUGCGAGUAUCCGGGCUGUGGUAAAAACUACUUCAAGUCAUCACAUCUAAAAGCUCACAAGAGAACUCAUACUGGUGAGCGACCCUUCCCAUGUCCUUAUGAUGAUUGUGGGAGGAGGUUUUCACGCAGUGAUGAAUUGUCGCGACACAAAAGAACUCAUACGGGUGAAAAAAAAUUUGUAUGUUCUGUUUGUCAAAGGCGGUUUAUGAGAAGUGACCAUUUAGCUAAACAUGUUAAGCGUCAUACUAAAGACAGAAAUUCAUCAACUGCACUAACAUCAUCAUCAGUCCAUCAUCAAUCUUCGAUAACACCUGCACCGCUAAGAAUAAAUUUGCUUCCAGUAAUAGCACCGCGAUUGCAGAAAAAUAGUUCGCAGACAUUUAUCUCACAAAGUCUUUGAUGUAAAAGUCGUAUUUAUUUCUUCCUGAUUAUCAUUAAAGAAGAUGACUGAUUUUAAAAAGUGUGAGGGAAAAAAAUGAGCUAGAGUAAAAUCAAGAGCAAGUUUAAAGAACUUUUCUUAUCUCAUCUCGCUGUUAUUGAUCAGUUAGAGGUCGGCGUAGACGUCAACUAUAUAUUCUUCUAGUCGAGGGCAGACAUCAGACCACGCAAGGUCUUAUUUUUAUAAUUGAUAAUAAUGCUACACUGCAAAAAUUUUUUUUGACCCGGUGUAGUGUAAAUGUCUCGGUGUAAAAAUUUUGGUGUGAAAAUUACACCAAAUUCGGUGUUAAAUUUACGCGGUGAAUUUAAAAUUUUUACACCGCCAAGCGUGUAAAUGCGUAAUUUAUAUUUUUGCAUUAAGAAAAUUAAUCAUAAAAAUAUUUAUAUAUUCAAAAUACUAUUUGAUAUAUAAAUAAAAUUAAUGAUGAUACUGAAGUUAGCCGAGGUCUAAAAAAAAAAAAAUUUGAAAAAAUUGCACCUGUAGUUUUUUAAAUUUUCUACAUGUGCAUAUUUUUAUUGCCCGACUCAUGUUGCGAAGCAUCAGAGUGUGCUUUACGAUCGAAAAAUUUUUUUGUAAUUGAUUUGUUGAAAAAAAAAUCCGAAAAUUUUUAAUUGUCUGCUAUCUUCAGGAUCAUAAAUUAAUGUAGUUAUUGAUUAAGAAGCUAAGAAUAUUCGAUAAUCGUUUGUUGCUCAUUAAUCAAAAUUAUAACGAGUAACACGGAAUGGUGUAAAAAAAGUAGAUUACACCGUGGAAAAUUUACACCGUUAUUUCACACUACACUGCGUGUAAAGUUCUCCGGGUCGAUUUUUACACCGAAAUUUUUUACAGUGUACCAUUUAAUGCGAUAAAUUAGUUAGUAAUAUUUAAUUAUUAUUAAAAUGUAUUAUAAUUAUAAUAAUAUAUGAAGGAGAAAGUUGUUUAUAAACUAAGUACCUAAGUGUGUCUGUGAUUUGUGAUGCGUUAAAACUCGUGACCCAGAGUUUAAAGAUUUAGAGUAUUUAUUUAUAGUUUAAUUGAGUGGGUAAAUGGGGUUUAACUGUACAUAGUCUUUUAAAUUAUAAGCUCUUGUAUAUUAUUUUAAAUAUUAAUAUUAUGUAUGUAAUUUUAAGAUUACCCACGUCCAAUAAUGCAACAAAGACGAGAGUUAUAUAUAUUGUAAAUAAUAUUUUUAAAAUGCAUUGUAACUCUCAUUUAAAUCAAGACUUGAGAAAAAUAAUGAAUAAAUGUUUUUG